This is a messenger RNA of Sinocyclocheilus rhinocerous, 4107 nucleotides long. Its product is annotated as calcium-activated potassium channel subunit alpha-1. Gene Ontology annotation, cellular component: postsynaptic membrane. The transcript has 32 exons. Gene Ontology annotation, biological process: potassium ion transmembrane transport. NCBI's taxonomy places the organism in Eukaryota, Metazoa, Chordata, Actinopteri, Cypriniformes, Cyprinidae. The record is from RefSeq and is a predicted model, not a curated record. Gene Ontology annotation, molecular function: large conductance calcium-activated potassium channel activity. Bases 5 to 3829 code for a protein of 1274 amino acids.
CUCAAUGCUAGCUGUGGCAGAUGGCAACGGAUCAUAUGGCGGCAGCAGCAGCUCUAGAAUGAGUAAUAAUAUCAAUUUGAAUAAAAAACCGGACUCUUUUGUUUCUAUAUCGAAGAUGGACCUGAUCAUCCCGUUCUCACCAGACGUACCCUGUGACAACAAUGGUCAGCGCAUGUGGUGGGCUUUCCUCGCCUCAUCCAUGGUGACGUUCUUUGGGGGUCUCUUCAUCAUUCUCCUGUGGAGGACCCUUAAGUACCUGUGGACGGUCUGCUGCCAUUGCAACAUCAAAAACAAGGAGGCACAGAAGGUGAAUAACCCUAUGAACAGUCAGGCUGAUGGCCAACCGAAGAACCCGAAUGAUAAAGAUGACGCCCCAGCCAGCGAGGUGGGCUGGAUGACCUCAGUCAAAGACUGGGCGGGGGUCAUGAUCUCAGCACAGACCCUUACCGGCAGAGUUCUGGUGGUGUUGGUCUUUGCACUCAGCAUCGGAGCUCUGGGAAUAUACUUCAUAGAUUCUUCGGAUCCUAUAGAAUCCUGUCAGAAUUUCUACAAAGACUUCACGUUACAAAUUGACAUGGCAUUCAACGUGUUCUUCUUACUCUACUUUGGCCUGCGUUUCAUAGCAGCCAAUGAUAAGCUGUGGUUCUGGUUGGAGGUGAACUCAGUGGUGGACUUCUUUACAGUACCGCCCGUGUUUGUGUCAGUGUAUCUGAACAGGAGCUGGCUGGGUCUGAGGUUUCUAAGAGCCUUGAGAUUGAUACAGUUCUCAGAAAUUUUACAGUUUUUGAAUAUCUUAAAAACAAGUAAUUCCAUCAAGCUGGUGAACCUGUGUUCCAUCUUCAUAAGCACAUGGCUCACUGCUGCAGGAUUCAUUCAUCUGGUGGAAAACUCAGGGGAUCCAUGGGAAAACUUCCAAAACUCUCAACCGCUCUCAUAUUGGGAAUGUGUGUACUUAUUAAUGGUCACCAUGUCCACGGUGGGAUAUGGAGAUGUCUAUGCAAGAACCACUCUUGGACGCCUUUUCAUGGUCUUCUUCAUUCUCGGUGGUCUGGCCAUGUUUGCUCGCUACGUGCCAGAAAUUGCUGCUCUCAUCCUUAAUCGGAAGAAAUACGGAGGGAGUUAUAACUCAGCACGAGGCAGAAAGCACAUUGUGGUCUGUGGUCAUAUCACGCUCGAAAGUGUUUCCAACUUCCUUAAAGACUUCCUACACAAGGACAGGGAUGAUGUCAAUGUAGAAAUUGUUUUUCUUCAUAAUAUUUCCCCUAAUCUUGAGCUGGAAGCCUUGUUCAAACGUCACUUCACUCAGGUGGAAUUCUAUCAAGGAUCGGUCCUCAACCCGCAUGAUCUAGCAAGAGUAAAGAUCGAGUCAGCGGACGCCUGCUUGAUUCUUGCAAACAAAUACUGUGCAGACCCCGAUGCUGAAGAUGCCUCUAAUAUCAUGAGAGUAAUAUCUAUCAAGAACUACCAUCCAAAGAUCAGAAUAAUCACUCAAAUGUUGCAGUACCACAACAAGGCCCAUCUGCUAAACAUUCCCAGCUGGAACUGGAAGGAGGGUGAUGAUGCGAUCUGCCUGGCCGAGCUGAAGGCAGGCUUCAUAGCCCAGAGCUGCCUGGCACAGGGCCUGUCCACCAUGCUCGCCAACCUCUUCUCCAUGAGGUCAUAUAUCAAGAUUGAGGAGGACACAUGGCAGAAGUAUUAUCUGGAGGGAGUGGCCAAUGAAAUGUACACGGAGUACCUGUCCAGUGCCUUUGUGGGGCUUUCAUUUCCUACAGUUUGUGAGCUGUGCUAUGUGAAGCUCAAGUUGUUGUUGAUCGCUGUUGAGUACAAGUCAGAGCAGAGGGAAAGCAGUAUUCUGAUCAACCCGGGAAAUCAUGUUAAGAUGCAGGAGGGGACACUGGGAUUCUUCAUCGCCAGUGAUGCCAAAGAGGUGAAAAGAGCAUUUUUCUACUGCAAAGCAUGUCAUGAUGACAUCACAGAUCCCAAAAGGAUUAAAAAGUGUGGCUGCAAGAGAAUGACAUAUUCCAAGAUGUCCGUCUACAAGCGAAUGAAACUGGCAUGUUGUUUUGAUUGCGGGCACUCUGAGCGCGACUGCUCGUGCAUGUCAGGCAGUGUACAUAGUAACAUGGACAGUCUUCAGAGGGCCUUCCCACUUUCUUCUGUCUCUGUUCAUGAUUGCUCAACCAGUUUACGUGCCUCCAAAUAUAAGUUUAACGGAUAUGUCAGAUCACUCGAAGAUGAGCAUCCGUCAACACUGUCGCCCAAAAAGAAGCAACGCAACGGAGGCAUGCGAAAUUCACCCAACUGCUCACCCAAAAUGAUGAGGCACGACCCUCUACUCAUUCCGGGAAAUGAGCAGAUUGAGAACAUGGAUGCUAAUGUGAAAAUAUACGACUCUACUGGAAUGUUUCACUGGUGUCCGUCCAAAGAUAUUGAGAAGGUCAUUCUGACACGCAGCGAGGCCUCCAUGACGGUUUUAAGUGGACAUGUAGUAGUCUGUAUAUUUGGAGAUGUCACGUCAGCUUUAGUGGGGCUUCGAAACUUGGUGAUGCCUUUGAGAGCAAGCAACUUCCAUUACCACGAGCUAAAGCCCAUCGUGUUUGUGGGCUCAUUAGAUUAUCUGAGAAGAGAGUGGGAAACCCUUCACAACUUCCCUAAAGUCUCCAUCUUACCUGGUACGCCAUUAAGUCGAGCUGAUUUAAGGGCCGUCAACAUCAACCUCUGUGACAUGUGCGUUAUCCUGUCAGCCAAUCAGAACAAUAUCGAUGAUGCUUCACUGCAGGACAAGGAAUGCAUCUUGGCGACUCUUAACAUCAAAUCUAUGCAGUUUGAUGACAGCAUUGGGGUCUUGCAGGCUAAUUCCCAAGGUUUCACACCUCCAGGGAUGGAUAGGUCAUCUGCAGAUAACAGUCCAGUGCACGGCUUAGUGCGGCAGGCAUCCAUCACCACGGGAUCAAACAUCCCGAUCAUAACUGAACUCGUGAAUGACUCCAACGUUCAGUUUUUGGACCAAGACGACGAUGACGACCCAGAUACGGAGCUGUAUCUGACCCAGCCGUUUGCCUGCGGUACCGCGUUCGCCAUCAGCGUGUUGGACUCCCUGAUGAGUGCGACAUACUUCAAUGAUAAUAUCCUCACCCUGAUCCGGACACUGGUCACAGGAGGCGCCACUCCGGAGCUGGAGGGCCUGCUGGCUGAGGAGAAUGCACUGAGAGGUGGCUACAGCACGCCGCAGACGCUGGCUAACAGGGACAGGUGUCGGGUCGCCCAGCUGGCCCUCUACGAUGGGCCCUUCGCAGACUUGGGGGAUGGUGGUUGCUACGGAGACUUAUUUUGUAAAGCAUUAAAAACGUACAACAUGCUGUGCUUUGGAAUCUAUAGAUUGCGAGAUGCACAUUUAUGUGCAACUAGCCAGUGCACAAAAAGAUAUGUCAUCACAAACCCGCCUUAUGAGUUUGAGCUGGUGCCCACGGACCUGAUCUUCUGUCUGAUGCAGUUUGACCACAACGCGGGCCAGUCCCGAGCGAGCCUGUCCCACUCCUCCCAUUCCUCUCAUUCAUCCAGCAAGAAGAGCUCAUCUGUUCACUCCAUCCCCGCCACGAACCGGCAGAACCGCAGCAGCAAAGCACGUGAAGCCCGUGACAAACAGAAUGCAACAAGGAUGAAUAGAAUGGGCCCAGAAAAGAGAUGGUUUACAGAUGAAGCAGAAAACGCAUACCCAAGGAACAUUCAAAUCAAGCCCAUGAGCACUCACAUGGCCAACCAAAUCAAUCAGUACAAAUCCACUAGCAGUCUGAUUCCACCUAUCCGAGAAGUCGAAGAUGAAUGCUGAACGAAUCCUUUACCAUUACGGAGGGACUUGGGUCAUCCUGCUGUAAAAGACGAGCGCUAAUCGCGAAACCAUGACUGUGAUGAUGGCGACACAUUGUUCUUCCCUUGUUCGACUCGAGGGUUUGAAGCGAUUGAGAACUGGAAGGGACUUCCUAUGUGUAUACCUUUAAUGUUACUUCCAUACUUUUAUAUAUGUAUACAUAGUGAUGUACAUAAUGACAAUCAAGUAAGGAUUGUACAGCCCCCAGCAUUUUUUGAAAUUGUUAACAGGCAAACAAA